AAUUAACGUACCCGUUUUGGCGUUUCACACUGUCUUCUACUAUCAUGCUACGUUUGUGGCUGCUCGGCUUGCUUCUUUAUUGUUGUUUUGGUUGCUAAUAGAGCUGCGUUAUUACAAUUUGCUUUGCCUUUUAUGACAUUAACAAUUAACAUGUCACUGCUGCUUAUUUAUACGAAACGCAGUAACUCGGCACGAAUUACGUUUUGAUAGAGGCUUGUUUGAUACAGUGAGAUAUAUUGACAGUGACAGUUAAAAUGUUUUAUUUCGUCUAGCCUAUACAAAAUACACAAAGUCGCCUUCCAUAGCCAAAUAAUUAAGUUUAAAAAAAAACCCCAAAAUUGAAUAUACUGUACUGUCAGAUGGAGUUGCAUACUAUCUUCUCCUAAUUGAAUGAAGACAGUUCCAAUCUCUGUCACUGAUGCAGAUCUGUUGACUUCAGUUGUGGAAUCAGUAUUUUUGAGGCUGAUAAUCAAAAAGUUUACUGUAAAUUUUGGAAGGAUAUAUUGCGUACGUCAUCGUUAACACAACACUGUGUGAUGAGUAGCUCGAGCAAUCCUCACCACCGAUCACGAAUUCACAAGCAGGCAGUUAUUCUGCCUGGAACCGAGGGCUCUGAGACCAUGGACAAUGUGGCAGCGUCCGUUUCAUUUGGCAGACAGGUGGACAUAAGCGCUGACACGGAAUCGGUUGAUACGUACCACCAUCAUUCAUUUGGCAAGAAGUCAUUCCAUCGACCAACUUUCUGUCAUCAUUGUACGGAGAUGCUAUGGGGUAUUACGAAACAGGGACAAACAUGCGAAGUUUGUAAUUUUGUAAGUCAUGAACGAUGUCUAUAUAAUAUAGUUACACCAUGUUCUAGUGUCGCAUCAGAUAGAAUAAAGGAUCCGGUCCCCCAUACCUGGAGUGACCCUGUGCAAGCUCGCAAGAAAUUCUGCAAUGUGUGUCGGCGGAGACUUGACGAUAGUGUUGUCCUGCGUUGUGAAGUUUGUGAAUAUUACGCUCAUCUGGGAUGCCUUGAUUUUGUAGUGAGUGACUGUCGAAAGUGUGCAAGCUAUGUCCGUAACAAAGAUGCGAGCAAUGAGCAGUUUAAGCACCAUUGGCGUGAAGGCAACCUCCCUCAUAAUGGCAAGUGUGCACUGUGUAAAAAGACAUGUGGAACAACAGAAUGUCUCAGCAGCAUGAAAUGCAACUGGUGUUGGACAAUGGCACAUGCUGGAUGUUACAUGCAAUUACCUCAGACAUGUACUUUUGGGGCCCUAGCUGAAAUUCUUAUGCCUCAGUCUUGCCUUUCCAUGCCUGUUACCAAUGCUUUUGUCAAAGGAGAUCUCGCCUCCAAAGGUAAAAAACCCAAAGUGUCUACGUUUUUCGUUCCGACCCCGCCCACGUCUAAGCCAAACAAAACACCUCGUUCACGGCCUGUAUCUGAUGCGCAUGCUUCCCGUCAAGCAAGACGUCGAUAUCUGAAAGCCAAUAUGAUGGACAACUCGUCUGAAAACCGGGCAAAAGAUGAUUCGGAAACAGGUAAAGAGCCACAUGCAAUCACGAUGGUUGACUUUAACUAUGCCCAUGGACUGUUAAGGCAAGAGAGUGAUGUCAGUAUGAUAGAGGCUGGCCUAUUUUGUGCGUGCCCAGAUAAACCUUGUCCAGAUAAAGCUGACGGUCAGCUUGUGAAGAUCUAUGAUGGCUAUCUGUCAUUGCAAAAGAGGAAUUGCAAAACCAUCUCAGUUCCGAAGGAUGCAAGUAUACAGCAAAUGAUUGAGGCGGCUCUGAGAGCAUAUCUUAUCAAAGAUAAUGCUGUAUAUUACUAUUUAUCUGCUGUGACUGAGACAGAUGGAGAAAUAACGGAAAAGAGAUUGAGUGAUCCUGAUAACUUAGCAACCUUAACUAAGGUCUCAAUGGGAAAAGCGCCUUCACUGUUUCUUCGCUACGAGGACAAGGACACCCGCCGUGGAACAAUUAAGGUUUUCUCAAGUGAGCUAAAUACUUCAGUGCCCAGACCGAUCUCUAUUAAUUCACAUAUAUCUGUGGAGGAAGUUAUAGAAAUGGCAUUACACAAGUUCAGAAUUGAGGAUGCUGAUCCCAACGAUUAUUCAUUGUGGGAAGUAGUUUUGGACAAGGGCGUACAGGAGAGGGUCAUGGAAAGAUAUGAGUGUCCCUGGCCCCAGCUUAUCAAAGCCAGAAGGAAUUCUUUGAAACAAAUGAAGCAAACACGAUAUUAUUUACGCAAAAAUGAACAGCCCACCCAGGAGCGAGCCCGCAUGUACGUGGGAAAUCUACCAAUCAAUUUGUCGGAGUUCAAAUAUAAACAGAUCAUACAGAAAAUGCUAGACGAAGAAUCAAUGUUUACAAGUAUUGAUAUGGUCUAUGCACAGUAUGGCUCUGCUUGUGUGAGCUUUAUAGAUCACGAAGCUGCAGUGAAGGCUUAUUACAUCCUUAAAGAUACCACCUAUGAAGACAAGCUCCUUACCGUCUUAUUUCUACCAGAAAUCCAUUUGGAGAUGCUUCCUGAGGAUCAUUGUCCAUUACUUGUCUUUGUGAACACGCGCAGCGGAGGAUGCCAAGGAAUUGAAGUGCAGGACGCCCUCAGGAAAAUGCUUAAUCCUCACCAGGUGUUUGACCUGGAUCAAGGAGGACCGUUACCUGGGCUACAUGUUUUUAGUCAGUUGAAAGAGUAUAAAGCAUUGAUCUGUGGUGGAGAUGGUACUGUAGGCUGGGUACUGUCCUGUCUGGAUGAUAUAGGCCAAGAGUCUGUCUGCAGCUCACCGCCUAUUGCAGUGUUGCCACUUGGUACAGGUAAUGAUCUGUCGAGGGUGUUGAAGUGGGGUGGCGGAUACCAACAAGGUGAUGAUCUUUACCAAAUGCUGCAAACUGUUAUUGAGGCUGAAGAAGUCAAGCUCGACCGCUGGACUGUUGUCUUUGAACCUGAAGGCAAGCAUACAGAGAUUGACAAUAAAUCUAACUCCUCAAAUAGCAGCUCUGGAGAUGACAUGCCCAACCUCUUCGUCAUGAACAACUACUUUGGAAUUGGUAUCGAUGCCGACCUCUGCUUAGGCUUUCACAACGCACGUGAAGAGAAGCCAGAAAAAUUUAAUAACAGGGUUUAUAAUAAAAUAGUUUAUGUGAGACAAGGCAUGCAGAAGUUAGGCAGGAAGACCAACUGCCGAGAACUGAACAAAGAGUUGAAAAUUGAGGUUGACAACAAACUUCUGAAGUUACCCACCCUAGAGGGCAUCCUAAUUAUGAACAUAAGCAGCUGGGGCUCUGGAGCAGAUCCCUGGGGUUCCUCAGACGCCCAGGAUGAGUUCCAGCGUUCCAGCCAUGAUGACGGCAUGCUGGAGAUUAUUGGUCUGACGGGGGUCAUGCAUUUAGGACAAAUUCAGGGAAGUCUCAGGAAUGGUAUCCGGCUUGCUCAAGCGUCUCACAUUCGAAUAUGGAUGAAUUCUGAUAUGCCGGUCCAAGUGGAUGGUGAACCAUGGAUGCAGUUGUCAGGCCAAGUAGUAGUCAGCCGGUCAGCACUUCAGGCCACUAUGCUAAAGAAACGAAAACAUAGAAUAGCACGUCGGAACACAGAGCCCGCCAUCAGCGGCGACACUGCAGCACAACGAGACCAGGCAAAGCUUGUGGCUGUGAACAGCGAAGAGAUCGCACAGAUAUAAAAGAUAGGAAAUGAAGGAAGGAAUUGAAAUCUCAUGUAGAAGAAAAAAUCCUAGGCACAUGACUAGCGUGUACCAUGUGCAGAUAUUGUAACAUGCCAACCAGCUUGUUGUCGUUACUACAAGGAUGCACUAGGCAACUGUUACCUUGGUUACUGUUGAUGGGGAGUAUUGCAUGGAAAAAAACGAUGGUUGCAGGUUACUAGAGGUGUCACUGUUUGAAAGAGUGUUAAUGUAGCGAACCAAUCACAUCUCACCAUACAACUGAAAGUUUGCCGACGUUUGUAGUUGUAGAUAGAAGGUUUGUCUGUGCACUUGCCGAGGUCUGAAGAGGGCAAGGCUAUUCUCCUAGAACUGAUGGAGGCGCUUAGAUAAAUUUUGAUCAGCAGAAAUUUGUCUUUCAGUUGACAAUUUUACUUGGAUGUCAUUGUUAUGGUUAUCACUUGACAAAAAGAAAAACUUUUUUUGUAGAAAAUAUUUUUUACUAAUAUUUUAUCCUUGUUGAAACAAGCUAUUCAUUUUGAAACCCAAGAAAGGUACAGUUAAUUUUAUUUUUAUUAUUAUUGUUAUAUUAUUAGGAUAAUUUUUAAAGAACAAAAGUAUAAUAUAUAUUUACCAUCGUUUAUUUUUGUCUAUUUACUGAUUAUUGAUAUUAUUAUACCUUGCUAGUAUUACCAGAAAUAAAUAAUAUAUACACACAUUUAUAUCUAUAUAUAUAUAUAUACAUAUAUACAUAUAUAUUUUAAGUUUAUGGCAUCACAUGUGUGCAUUGUAAUUCCAGUCAUAUUGAAUAAUUCAGUCCGAGAUAAUUGUUUAUAUUAUAAGAAGUUGCUACGAUGCUGCCCUUUAAACUUUCAUAAUAUGUCGGCACAAAUCAGCCUAAGCGUUACGCACACCCCAUACCUUGGCGGGUCAUUCAUAAAUACAAAUGCACUUGUUUAUCUGUUUGAUGGUAUUGAAUAUUUUUAGCUGUUUCCGAUUCAUAACCAAGAGAGUAUGUAAAUAAAUUCUAGACUAUUUAACUUUAAACAACAUAAAUAGGAAUGAAUAUUGCUCUGGCCGGUCCAGUGCUUAUAUAACCGUUACAGGUCGUAUUACCAACACAUCAAUGGAAAUCGUAACUGUUGGCAUUUAUGCGAUUACAUUUAGAUGCAGAUUAAAUAUAUGACUUUUGAAAAGCAAUUUAAUUUUUUAUAAUCUAAAAAAAAUAUAUACAUUUUGUCAAUAAAGCAUUUUUGUAAAUUGGGGUUUCAGCAUUCUCUGUACCUGGCCAUUAAUUAUUGAUCCAAUCAUUUUUAUAUAAAAUUAAUUUUAAUUUAUUUUUUACCUUUGCAAUAUACACAAAUUUAAAAUAUAUAAAUGAAUAUAUUUUGACCCAUAAAAUUUGCGAAAUUAUUUAAUAAUUUAUCAUUAAUUAAACUAACCAUUUACGUAUCUUCUUGAUCUUUUGUACUGUAUUUAAAUUAAAUUGUACCUUUAUUAACAAUGCUGAUACCUGGUUGAAUGGCACAGGUGUUUUAAUAAAGGCUUCAUUUAAAGAACAUUUAAAUCACUCACAUUUUCCUGCCUAUAAAUUACUGCUAGAAAAUUUGUUCAAAGUAAUUUGAAAAAAUAUAAUGAACGUUUAUGAUUUUUAUCAUUUCUAAUAUUAGUAGUUAAUUAGGAAAUUAUGUUAGGUAUUGUAUUUCAUUGACGACAAUACGUUUUUAAUCAUGUGACGUUUAAUAAAACUAUCACAUUUGUAAAUUUCAAAUGUAAAAGGGAACUUGUGUUGAAACAAACAUGUAUAAUGUAUUGCAUAAGAAGAAGUACUUACCAUUUUUGACAUUCCCAAAACAUGGCCCACAAAUAGAACAUUAUAGUGUGGCAUCAUGCUUUAGCCUAAAAUUAUAAACUAUAUAAAAUUUAUGCUUCGCACAUGUAUACACCCACAAACACACCCGUAGACACAACCACAAUAUCCACAUUUGUUUCAGGAAUAAGCAUUGUGUAUAAUAUAGACACCAAUAGUGUAAGUAAAUCUGCAUUUUGGUAAUUAAUAGUUAUUGAUAUUAUUAGUAGGUUUUUAUGAAAUAUAAUGGAAUAAGAUAUUAUCGAAAAUGAUGUAAAUGUAUCCGUGUCAGUAGAAAGCAAAUGGUAAUCGCUUUUAUAGCUAUAAACUCAUUAAACACAUCAUCAAUAUAGGCUUGAUUUUUUUUAUGUACCGAUAUUGGAAGGUUGUUUAUAUACAGAUUGAAUUCAAUAUUACGCACCGUAAGUCACCAAAAUGGUCUUUCUGGAAUUUCUUCAUAAACGUUUUAAUCAAAAUUAGUGUACCUUCUUCUGGGUUAAUUAUUUGUUUCAUUUGAUUUAUCUCCUCAUAAAAUUCAAAAUUUCACCGAUAAUAUUUACAAGAACAAACAAAAAUAGAUAUCAGCAGUUUUGAGAAAACAACUUUACCUCACCACCAUAAAAAAAAUGGGAUCAGAGUUUAUGUCCUGUUAUGUAUUUUGUUAGUAUUUUGUCAGUUUACUUUUUUUAUGCUAGAUUGUUUGUUUAGAAUUAUACCACCAAAUUUAGAUACAUUUAAUAAUGAACAAAAAUGCUUAGAAAAAAAAGUUUUAUUUUAUAAAUGUAGUAAAAUUGAAGCUGAAUGUUAAAAGAAAAAAACCCGCUCCAGCCAAAUGCUUAUAACCUUGAAACUUAAUAGAAAUGAACAUGUAUUUUUUGACCAACCUAAGGCUCCUUGUACGUUAUACCACCUAUGAGAAAUACAAAUGGACCACCUAGGAUUGUGAUUUUAAUAUGUAUACAGAAUAUUUGUGUUAUUUGUUUUCAAAUAAUUGUAGAAAUUUAAGCAGGUAGAAAGUAAAGCCAAGUAGUUAGAUAUUUAGUCAAACAUUCCAGCAGAAAUGGAUUUAAUUUCAUAUUUUUUUGUAGUGCUUUUUUGGGGGUUUACAAUAACAGGAUGAUCACAACUCAAUUUCUGAUGAAUUUGUCUUGUAAAGUCAAUUUUCCCUCCCCACACUCUGAAUCGAUGUUUUUUAUCUAUCAUCAUAAACAUAUUGUUUGAUGUAGUAAGCCUAUUGAAGCUGAUGUCUACUUCGUUACCAUUGUCACAGUAUUUGCAGUAUCUUAUGAAUUGAAGCAGUUUGCCUCAGACUUGAAUUGAUGGUUUUGAUUGCAAAGAGUGAUGAACCUGUAGCAAUUGAACAGAUUUUUAUUUGUCAUGAGAAAUAACUUUAUUAGUUUCAUAGAUCAGCUAUGGAUGGAUACCCUAAAUACAUAGAUUAAUAAUGACAUUAAUAAUGAACUUCAUUACGAUUGUAGAUGUAUUAAUUGUUAUGCUCUGUUGAAUUUUUAAAUUGAUUAAGAAAAGUAAUUCACAAACUCGUUCCACUAAUUAGAUACAUUGUAUCUAAUUUAUUCAUCAAUCAAUCUACUAAACCCAAUUUCUAAUACACCCUUUCAAGGGAUAAGUGACCGAAAGAAACCGUAAUGAUAAUUAUAUUAAUUAGUAUAACGAUGCAGAGAUCUAAAGUGAACUACUAGCUAAUUGAACAUGGUUGGUUGGAGUAAAAAGAAAUAACUGGUGCCCAGCGAAGUCUUAACAAUUUAUGAAAUUAUUUUAAAACAGCAUUUUAAUGAUAAAGUAUUCUCUCAAGGCUUGGUAAAAUUUCCAUAACAUUUUGUCAUGUAAAACGCUUCGGAUUUGCACUCUAGUUUGGUUUCAUUUUGUAAGUCAGAUUUUUACCCAAACUAUAGCCAUAAUUCACAUUGAAGAGCAUACAUUUCGUAGAUAAGUAUAUAUCAGAAUUUUAUAUAUGUUAUAUUUUCUUGAAUACUUUACUGUGUUAUUUAUUUGA
Messenger RNA from Anneissia japonica, 7498 nucleotides. Its product is annotated as diacylglycerol kinase theta-like. The record is from RefSeq and is a predicted model, not a curated record. The transcript has 25 exons. Gene Ontology annotation, molecular function: RNA binding; ATP-dependent diacylglycerol kinase activity. Gene Ontology annotation, biological process: diacylglycerol metabolic process; intracellular signal transduction; lipid phosphorylation. Lineage: Eukaryota; Metazoa; Echinodermata; Crinoidea; Comatulida; Comatulidae. The coding region runs from base 537 to 3656 and encodes 1039 amino acids.